AUGAGUGAUUUAUGUCCAGUUUAUGCUCCAUUUUUCGGUGCCAUGGGUUGCGCCGCUGCCAUCAUCUUCACCUCUUUCGGUGCUGCUUAUGGUACUGCUAAGAGUGGUGUUGGUAUUUGUGUUACUUGUGUUUUAAGACCAGAUUUAUUAUUUAAGAACAUUGUUCCAGUUAUUAUGGCUGGUAUUAUCGCUAUUUAUGGUUUAGUUGUUUCUGUCUUGGUCUGUUAUUCUUUGGGUCAAAAACAAGCUUUGUAUACUGGUUUUAUUCAAUUGGGUGCUGGUUUAAGUGUUGGUUUAAGUGGAUUAGCUGCUGGGUUUGCCAUUGGUAUUGUUGGUGAUGCUGGUGUUAGAGGUAAUUCUCAACAACCUAGAUUAUUCGUUGGUAUGAUUUUGAUUUUAAUUUUUGCCGAAGUUUUGGGUUUAUAUGGUUUAAUUGUUGCCUUGUUGUUAAACUCUAGAGCCACACAAGAUGUUGUUUGUUGA
Messenger RNA from Saccharomycodes ludwigii, 483 nucleotides. It is a transcript of the gene VMA3, whose product is annotated as H(+)-transporting V0 sector ATPase subunit c. Gene Ontology annotation, cellular component: proton-transporting V-type ATPase, V0 domain. Lineage: Eukaryota; Fungi; Ascomycota; Saccharomycetes; Saccharomycodales; Saccharomycodaceae. The coding region runs from base 1 to 483 and encodes 160 amino acids. Gene Ontology annotation, biological process: proton transmembrane transport. Gene Ontology annotation, molecular function: proton-transporting ATPase activity, rotational mechanism. The transcript is spliced from 2 exons. The record is from RefSeq and is a predicted model, not a curated record.